Molecule: messenger RNA, 1786 nt
Organism: Cucurbita pepo subsp. pepo (vegetable marrow)
Lineage: Eukaryota; Viridiplantae; Streptophyta; Magnoliopsida; Cucurbitales; Cucurbitaceae
Molecular function (GO): phosphatidylinositol binding; metal ion binding
Source: RefSeq, a predicted model, not a curated record
GUAUUUGUGGUAGACGAUACAUAUAAAAUGCGAAAUUCGAAAUAAAAGAUUGCUUGCAUCCUUGAAAGAGGUUCGCGAAUUCUCUCCCGUUUGAUCCGCCGUCGUCGUUCUCGUUCUCGUUCGUUUCCCCAGUUCAAGACCUAGUUCUGCUGAAAUCUUCAUGGGAGAAAGUAAUUGAACGCGAUUGUUGUUGUUCAUGGCUACCUUAAACGGGAGAGUUACAUAUUCUUCCCUUUCUAAUGUUGCAAAGAGUAAUGCAGUCCCGAAUGGCGAAGAUGAUUGCGAUUCUCUCUGGGCCAUACCUAAUGGUAGUGCGCCAUUCCAUACAAGCUCGAAAUUUCCUGUUGAAUCUGAAGACUUUACUGAUGACGGGUAUGAUUCAAGUGAAGAAUUUGAUAACCCAGAGCAAAAUAGUGUGCGUCCGGAGGUUAAUUUAAAAAAUGUUUUGAAUGGGAUGUUUGCUAUAUUGACUGGCGCGAAUAAAUCUUCGGAUGUCUCCUCCGAUAAACAAGUUCCCAGUUCAAAUGUUUCAUUCCUUGGGUCUGAAAAAAAUGGAGAUACCUAUUUGCACUCAUCGGUCUACAUUCCCAGUGCCCCACCUCUACUUGAGCCGAAUAUGAUUAAUUAUAAUGCUUAUAAAGAUGUUUUGGAGGCUGAGCCCCCAGAGUGGCUUCCAGAUAGCUCUUCUUCAAUUUGCAUGCAGUGUACUGCCCCUUUUACUGCAAUCACUCGUGGUAGGCAUCAUUGUCGAUUUUGUGGAGGGAUUUUCUGCCGAGCCUGUUCAAAGGGAAGGUGUUUAAUGCCCGUUAAGUUCAGAGAGAGAAAUCCACAGAGGGUAUGCGAUGCCUGCUAUGACAGGCUUGAUCCUUUACAGGGUAUACUUAUUAACAGCACUAGCAAUGCUGUGCAGAGGGCGAAACAUGAUGUGAUGGACUGGACGAGCAGUAGAGGGUGGUUAAAUCUCCCUAUUGGUAUGUCCAUGGAAUAUGAGAUAUACAAAGCAUCCAAAACACUAAGAGGAUACUUCCAGGUCUCAAGACUAAAUCCUGAAAAGUCUAUACCCUGGGCUGUACUGAAGGGGGCCAAAGGGCUUGCUAUUUUGACAGUCGCUAAAGGUGGAGUGUUGGUUGCAUACAAAUUUGGCACUGGGUUGGUUAUUGCCCGAAGGUCUGAUGGUUCGUGGUCUGCCCCUUCAGCCAUACUAUCCGUUGGAUUAGGAUGGGGUGCCCAGAUUGGAGGUGAGCUCAUGGAUUUCAUUAUCGUCCUUCAUGAUUCAAAAGCUGUUAAGACAUUCUGUAGCCGUAUGCACUUUUCACUUGGUGCUGGGUGUAGUGUCGCUGCUGGUCCUGUCGGUAGGGUGUUGGAAGCAGAUCUCCGAGCUGGAGAUAGGGGUUCUGGCAUGUGCUAUACAUAUAGUUGUAGCAAAGGCGCAUUUGUUGGAGUAUCAUUAGAAGGAAACGUGGUUGCAACAAGGAUGAGUACAAAUCUACGCUUCUAUGGUGAUCCUUAUCUAACCACCUCCGACAUUCUGCUGGGGACGGUGGACAGACCCAGGGCUGCAGAGCCUUUGUACUCUGCUCUUCACGACUUCUAUUCCAUUCUACAAUGACCCAACUCCCUCACUGUACAGCAGAUGUCUCCAUGGCUAUGAACUGUGGAAGCUCUGAUCUAAAGUUCAUACUUCCUAGUUACUACGAUGUUUAUGCCUGUAAGUUCACAACUUAACUGUAAAUUACCAUACAUCCACAUAUAUAGAAGAACAUAUAAUUCUUUUCUUUUCUCUUUA